UUCACCGUGUUGACUCGCUAGUGGCUCGGGGAAGGGGCUGCAGAGAACGAUCGCGACCGCUGCGUAUUUACCCAGGUCGGUGUAGAUGUUUCCUGUGUUUACAGUAGGGACUAACUGACGUGGCGGAUUGAUCGCGACGGCGCUGUGCGUGGUUUCCUUUUAGAGAGAGCAGCACGGGGUUUGGGAAAACGGGGAGGUGAUGUGAGCUUGAAGCCGGUGUGAAGGAUCUCGGGGGCAGCAGCAGCGGUAAACCUUAAGGGGGAAGAAAAAAAAAAAAAAAACAGAGGGGAGAAGUUUGCCGUGCAGGUCCAUGCGUUUGUUUUACUUUCAUUUCGGUUUGUUUAAUGUGCCUGUUAUAAUAUUUACUGCGCACACGAACACGGACGGCUGCUCGGCGUUUAGGCGUUCCGCGUUUUCUCAUGAAUAGGAUGUUAUCCAGCCCGGCUGGGUCGGCACUGAGCGGAAACGGAUCAGCGGGCGCGGGUGGUGCGGCUCACGGCUCUGUGGUGCUCGGCGGCGGGCUGCGCGCGGGACUCGCUCGGGCCGGACAGGCAGUGAAUACCGGAGCUCCUUUCCCUGGUGCUGCAGGACGCCUGGGGGAGAGCGCGGGGAUGCUGGGAGGCAGCGGGCCUGGGAUCUCCUCCAGAGCGGGUGUCAGACCCGGGAACGGCAGCGGGCUGAGCGCACUUCAGGCCGCCACUCAGCCUGGCAUGGUGGGAGGACUCGGUGUGAUACCCGCCAGAUUUGACCGGGACAAAGAAGUCGGCGUGCCGCAGGUAUGCAGCGCCUCGGACGCGGAUUCCGAAUCCGGAGACGAUGACGAACCGACCGGGUCUUCGGGAAGCAGCAGGCGGGGGGUGAAGCGGGAGAGAGCCGAGAUGGAAGGCGCUGGAAUCGGCCAGGAGGCCGGAGCUCCACCCGGGGGAUACGGGGUGCUGAGCGGCGGAGUCGCCGGGGCAAAGCCGGGCAAGAAAACACGCGGGAGAGUCAAGAUUAAGAUGGAGUUCAUAGACAACAAGUUGCGGCGGUAUACGACUUUCAGCAAGAGGAAGACUGGCAUCAUGAAGAAGGCAUAUGAGCUCUCCACGCUAACGGGCACUCAGGUGCUGCUCCUGGUGGCGAGCGAAACGGGCCACGUGUACACGUUCGCCACGCGCAAGCUUCAGCCCAUGAUUACCAGCGACACGGGCAAGGCACUGAUCCAAACGUGCCUGAACUCUCCAGACUCGCCUCCCCGCUCAGACCCGUCCACGGACCAGCGCAUGAGUGCCACAGGCUUCGAGGAGACUGACCUCACCUAUCAGGUUUCUGAAUCUGAGAGCCUCGGAGAAACCAAGGACACCCUGAAGCCCGCCUUCACCGUGGCCAGCUUGCCAGGUAGCACCAGCGCCCAGGCCACGGUGCCCACCACCUCCACUACCAUGCAGGUGAGCAGCGGCCCCUCCUUCCCCAUCACCAACUACCUGGCUCCCGUGUCCGGCAGCAACAGCAGUGCGAGCGGGAGCACUAUUGCCAACACUAACGGGACUGUUCUGAAGAGCGCGGCUGCCAGCGGAGGGGUCAUGCAGCUCCCCGGGGGAUUCACUUUCAUGUCAGGCACUCCUUUUCCAGCUGGGACUCCGACCAUACCGUUGGGACAGCUGCAGCAGCACUCUCUGGCUCUACAGGCACAACCGGGUCAGACUCUUACUACUGCCACUGUUACAGCUACACAAACACCACAGGGCCAGCAAGCUGUGUUUCGCCUCCCUACCGCAGUCUCUUUCACGGGAGGAACAAUGCCCCAGCAGCUGCAGGCCAUCCAGGUGCAGCCCAGCACUCAACCCAGCUCCAUCAACACUGACAGCAGCAGCCCUGAGAUCUCCCAAACCAGCACUGCCUCCACAGCCACAGUCAGUCUCCCUGCUACGAUCGUCACGUCGUCAGUGCCCACUUCUGUAGCAGGCCACAUGUUGUACCCAAGUCCUCAUGCAGUGAUGUAUGCCUCGGCCCCCACACUGACCGACGGUGGCCUUGCUGUGCUCAACGCCUUCUCCCAGAGCACCUCCGCUAUGCAGGUGUCCCACGCACAGGCCCAGGAUACAGGUGCUGUUCCUCAGGUGUUCCUCACCGGCCCCCCUGGCACGGUUCAGAUCCCUGUUUCAGCGGUGCAGCUACAUCCAGUACGGCAAGAUCUCCACUUUACAAAUGGUGAUUGGCCAGCAGUCCAGCGGCAGUAACAGCAAUCUGACGGAGCUUCAGGUGGUCAAUCUGGACGCCACGCAGAGCACCAAGAGCGACUGACUGGUGCCGGGCACUGAAGGCUCACCAGAGACUUACAUCACUAUUUAUUGAUGCCUUGUUCCAUUUUGAACCAUUUCAUCCAUCCAUGCCAUCGGAGUGUGUGCGAUUUGUACAGUUUGUACUGUAAAUGCGUGUCGUGACCUCACGAGGACACCGAUGAAUUGAGAGAAAGUAAGUCUUCUCCGUUCUGACGUGCGAGUUGAAACCUAUAGGACUCUAAUUCUAACAUGCGUUUUUUGCAUGUUAUUUGUACGUGCGUGAAUGUACGAGUGUUCGAUUCGUCAAAGGGAAACGGAAAAACAGUGUUACCCAACUGUUGCACACACUGAAAUCUCUCACUUUGGCCAAAGAUGAAUUAUUUUGUCAGUAUUUCUGUACGGAUAUAUGUAUGUGUGUGUUCUGUAAUAGGACAAAGUUGCAGAGGCGUAAGCUAUAUCGAGGAAGAGUGAUCUCAAGUAGGAAUGAUAUUAAUAGGUGGUGGCUUUGAAGAAAAUCAAACCGAAGCUGUACAUAUUUUUUUAUUUGAUUAUUUUAGCGAUAGUGCAAUGGCAUGUGCUGUAGUUGUGUUUCUUUUUUUUCCCCCCCGUUUUUUUUUUUAAAUGUUAUGUUUUGUAUUUUACUUAUACCAUUUGUAAAUUUAUGUAAUAUACAUAUAUAUUUUAUUGAUUAUAUGAUAAUGGAGAAAACGAGUGAAUUUUUGGUCAAGGUUGUUUAUACAACAGGAUUUAAAACAAAAAAAAAUCCCUUAUGAUUACACUAUUUACUGUAUUCUGUAUGUAUAAUCUGUUAUGCAUUGGCCAGCUGUCUCCGUGCUGUAGUACUGUUACCAGCUGAAAACACUGCACUCAGUUAGUAUUCAGUGCCUUGCAUAAGUAUUCACACCCCCUUCACUUUUCUUCACUUUGUAGUGUUGUAGCUUGGAACCAAAACACACCAAAUUGGGUGUUAAUGUCAUGAAUCUACACAAACUAAUCAGUAACCGAUGCUCCCUUUACCUGGGUGAUGGCUUUAUGUACCAUAUAUGCCUUUAGAAUUAAUUAAUUCCCAAUUUUUCCAGCUAGCUGUUAUCAAUCACAAGGUAAGCUAAGAUAAAGCACAAGCUUUUUUUUUUUUUUUUUUUUUUUUUUUGGAUAUUUGAAGUCAGCCACUUUAACUUUCCCUUUCCGGCCCCUGACUAGUUAGUGUUAAUUAGAUUGAUCGAUGAGGGAAUAAACAGGUUCUGGAGGAGGGGGUAAAAAACCUUAACAGAAUCUAUAUCAGUUCCAAGGUUAAUUAAGAUUCAAUUAUUUGUCACAUGUGCUCUUAACAGGGUCAGCGCUCCUGAAGGAUUACGGAGUGGCAAUUUGGCAGUGCCAGGGCUCGAA
This is a messenger RNA of Clarias gariepinus (North African catfish), 3647 nucleotides long. It is a transcript of the gene srfb, whose product is annotated as serum response factor b. The transcript is spliced from 8 exons. The record is from RefSeq and is a predicted model, not a curated record. The coding region runs from base 420 to 2219 and encodes 599 amino acids. Lineage: Eukaryota; Metazoa; Chordata; Actinopteri; Siluriformes; Clariidae. Gene Ontology annotation, biological process: positive regulation of transcription by RNA polymerase II. Gene Ontology annotation, molecular function: serum response element binding; protein dimerization activity; DNA-binding transcription factor activity, RNA polymerase II-specific.